Messenger RNA from Sphenostylis stenocarpa, 1575 nucleotides. The record is from the annotation of a GenBank genome assembly. NCBI's taxonomy places the organism in Eukaryota, Viridiplantae, Streptophyta, Magnoliopsida, Fabales, Fabaceae.
AUGGCACUGGAAGUGCUUGAGGCGCUUGAUUCAGCGCGGACGCAAUGGUACCACGUGACGGCCAUAGUGAUAGCAGGCAUGGGGUUCUUCACCGAUGCCUACGACCUUUUCUGCAUCUCCACGGUUUCCAAACUUCUGGGGCGCUUGUACUACUUCGACCCUAGCAACCUCAAGCCGUCCAAACUCCCAACCUCCGUCAACAACUUCGUCAUUGGCGUAGCCCUCAUCGGAACCCUAGCCGGCCAGUUAGUCUUUGGCUGGCUCGGCGACAAACUAGGGCGCAAAAAGGUCUACGGAAUCACCCUCAUCCUCAUGGUCCUCUGCGCCAUUGGUUCCGGUCUCUCCUUCGGUUCGACCGCGAAAUCCGUCAUGGGAACGCUCUGCUUCUUCCGCUUCUGGCUCGGCUUCGGCAUCGGCGGUGACUACCCCCUCUCUGCCACCAUCAUGUCGGAGUACGCCAACAAGAGGACACGUGGCGCUUUUAUAGCUGCCGUGUUCGCCAUGCAGGGCGUGGGAAUCAUCUUCGCGGGGCUUGUCUCCAUGACACUCUCAGGGAUUUUCAACUCCUAUUACCCAGCUGAUUCGUACAAAACAAACCGCGUCUUGUCCACGCAACCACAGGGUGAUCUUCUAUGGCGGUUGGUUCUCAUGAUCGGUGCCAUUCCGGCGAUGUUGACUUACUACUGGCGAAUGAAAAUGCCGGAAACGGGGCGUUACACGGCCAUCAUAGAAGGUAACGCAAAACAAGCUGCGGCGGAUAUGGCGAAAGUUUUGGACAUUGAAAUCCAAGCGGAGCAGGAUAAGCUGGCUGAGUUCAACGCAGCUAAUAACUACCCUUUAAUGUCGAACGAGUUCUUUCAGCGUCACGGGCGUCAUUUGAUCGGAACCAUGACCUCGUGGUUUCUACUUGACAUCGCGUUUUACAGCCAGAAUCUGACGCAGAAAGAUAUCUUCCCUGCGAUUGGACUCAUAGAUAAAGAGGCCGACAUGAACGCCAUCGACGAAGUGUUCCAGACGUCACGUGCCAUGUUCGUUAUCGCUCUGCUCGGGACCUUCCCCGGUUACUGGUUCACCGUUUUCUUUAUCGAGAGGCUGGGGCGCUACAAGAUCCAACUCGUGGGCUUCUUCAUGAUGUCGUUCUUCAUGUUUGUUAUCGGUCUGAAGUACGAUUAUCUCAAGAGCGAAGGCAAGGGCCUCUUCGCUCUUCUCUACGGGUUGACGUUCUUCUUCGCGAACUUCGGACCCAACAGCACCACGUUUGUGCUUCCCGCGGAGCUGUUUCCGACGCGCGUGAGAAGCACGUGCCACGCGUUAAGCGCGGCGGCCGGGAAGGCUGGGGCUCUGGUGGGAGCGUUCGGGAUACAGAGCUUGACGGUGGGUGGUGAAACGUACAAGAUUAAGAAGGCGAUGAUUAUUCUGGCUGUGACUAACAUGUUAGGGUUCUUCUGCUCGUUCUUGGUUACUGAGACUAAGGGAAGAUCGUUGGAGGAGAUAUCUGGGGAGGACGGGAGAGAGAGUGAACUCACGCCAACGCCCAAUGACAGGGUUAAGGGAUCAAGGACCGAGACCAUGUGA